CGCAAUGCAGGCAUGGGGGUCGCAGUGCAGGCAUGGGGGUUGCAGUGCUGACAUGGGGGUCGCAAUGCAGGCAUGGAGGUUGCAGUACUGACAUGGGGGUCGCAGUGCAGGCAUGGAGGUUGCAGUACUGACAUGGGGGUCGCAGUGCAGGCAUGGAGGUUGCAGAACUGACAUGGAGGUUGCAGUACUGACAUGGGGGUUGCAGUGCAGGGUCGGGCAGUGUGCAGCUCCCCUGGAGCUGGGGCAUUAGGACCGUGCUCAAGGGUCCACAGACAUAAAGCAACCUAAUGAUCACAUGGGGCUGAGCCAAUACAACUUUGUUGAUUCUUAUACAAAUUAUUUUCUUAGUUAUUAACUAGAUCAACUAUACUGUGAGUUUUACCAGUAUACCUGACCUGUGCAUGUGACAAAUAAAGCUACCCAGUAAUUAGGGGAUGAUAAAAGCUGGCAUUAUGGUAAUAAUAAUAAUAAUAAUAAUAAUAAUAAUAAUAACGUUGCUGAUCCACAAGAACAACUGUGAUACAUACCUUUGCACUGCAAACUUUUAUCAUUGCCUGAUUUUUAUUGUUUUUCAUAUUCUUUCGCACAACAUAUAUAUUUCUUCAAUUAAAACUAAAAAGGCAGCAGCGUGUAACAAAAAGCAAAGAGUAGUCACAUUUACUGGAUAUACAGUAUGUUCUGGGAAAUGUGGCUUAUUUAGGCGUGUUCCUGUUAGCCUGCCGGCACGCUACACAGUUCACUGCAACAUGAAAUACUUGUAGAAAGAAAGCAAACAGGGAACUUGCCAGAUUUUUGUCCAAGAUUUCAUAUCAACCAGUUGCACUUCAGUAAUAUCAAAACAACGUCACGGUUACAGGCUUUUUUAAUGCCACAUUUAAAUAUUCUUCACACUGUAUGAGUGUCUUGCCUGUCACCAUACCUUCUCUCAUGUCCACGGUUACUUAUUUCAGAACAUAUUAUUUCCUUUUAAUAGACUGCCACAUCGCAGCAACGUUGCUAAUGUUAGCACUUUGCAGCUUUUCCAUGCAUAAACCUUGACCAAACACAAUUAGCUGACAGAAAACAGUGCAUUCUGAUGAACAAUCAAUCCUGUGUUAAAAGCAGAAACUCCCAUUUUCCGUAUGAUUUACACCUGUCAAUCUCAGAUCAUCUACACAAGGAAAGCAUUUAGAAUCACCUGACAAAAGCAGAAGUGAGUUACAAAAGAACCAGCAGUAACAAUUAUUCUUGGAAAACUAUCUGUGGAGGAAAUCACAGGUGUUCUUGGGACUAACCUGCAACAACUCUGCAUGGUUCAAUUAGUGCAGGCUGUCUCUUCUGGUUACAAAACCAUAAAGCCAUAUAAUACCUUAACAUGACUUUUCUCAUUGCCACUAAUUAUUUUUAAUCCUUGUAUUUUGUCAUCACUCAACUGGUUGGUUGAAACAAAUUAUUAAUGUAUUAUUAAUUUGAACACUCCUUUCUGCUUUCCCAUCUCUCACAAGAGAGAUGUAACACUGGCAUUCAAGCCUAGUAUGGUGCACAAUUAAUUCACUAGACUACUAUUUGCUAUAUGUAUUUUGCCAUUGUUUUUGCAUUAUAAUGCUGCAAUGGAGGCACAUAGGUCAGAAUGGUCUGUGGUUAUCUCCCAGUCUCUCAUAUUAUUCAUAUAGUACAGAGGAAGGUGACCCUGAUCCUGGAGGGCCGGUAUCCAGCAGGUUUUCUAUCCUACCUGAUGACUUACUAUCUGCCUGAGAUCAGGUGUGGGUCAUCAGAGACCAGGUACGAUAGAAAACCUGCUGGAUACCGACACUCCAGGAUCAGGAUUAACUAACCCUCAUAUAGUGUACUAUCUUGCUUUCAAACUGGAUUCCAAAAGUUUGGCAAAAACAGUAAAUAUCACUCAAUAUUUAUAUCAGUUAAACUUAGAUUAUAUAUAGCCAGACAAUUUUGCUCGUACAUUUUUUUUCGGUCGUCUCUCCUGCGUCUCUCCCUCUAUUCUACAAAAUAAAUUAAUAAACAAUCAGAUGAUUUCUGUAACCGAGUGCUGUUGUUACACUUGAUGGGCUUUUGGGUCAAGGUCAGACAAUUUCCGCUGGAGCACAGCUGUGAGUGAAAAACAGGUUUCUGGUUAGAUGACUCUUCAUCGAUUCUAUUAGUAAGGGCCUCUAUAGCUGGGGCGACAGAAGCGUUCAGGCAGCUGGAGAAGAGAAGCUCACCGCUGAUCGCAUGGCACUGGGGAUUGCUGUUAGCUUGGCCCUCAUUCUGGUUGUAAAUUGUUGGCAUGACCUGGACAAUACAGAGUUUGACUGCUGGCCUAUAUCACAACCUAAUGAUUACAAUAUGAUCGACUGUGGAGGGCUUGAGAUGGCGUGGGUGCAGCGACCUCCGGAAAAAGUCACCAAUGGCGAAGAGUUUAAUGUGACUUACUCGGUGACAGCGUCGGAUUCGUUCUAUGAGUAUGCAGUCAAGAACAAGAUAUUCAGUUUUAGGGACGGAUCAGAGGCCAAGAAGUUCUGUCAUGAGCAUGAAUGUCCAUCAAACUGGAACAGUGCCAGUGAGCACAACUGCUGUGUGUACCACGCCAACAUCCACUCCUGUCCCCUUGCUCUGAUGAGGCAAGGUGGAAUUUGUGGACCUUGGAUCCCUGAUGAUGGCAAGAUUGUGACACAUACGGCGUCCAAAGCUGGACGGAUGAGCCAGCAGAACUGGACAUCAAAGGUGGUGCUGAUCCAUGUAGGUGUGACCUCAGUCAUUGCUCACGUUAAAGUCGGACAGAUGCAUGCAGCCUUAGAGACCAAGGUCCUGGUCGUCAGUGCUCAAGUGUGCGGGGAUGACAUCUGUGAACACGGGGAGAGCUGCCUCACUUGCCCAGCGGACUGUGGGGUCUGUCCCAUGUCCAUGACCAUCAAGGUGUCCACUGGCCUCCCAGUGGCCCUGUUCUGCACUGGCUUCAUCUUAAUUGUAGCGUGGCUUCAGUAUCAGAAGCAGAAGAUGUUUUGGGAUGAAAGCUGGAUCAUCAGUUAUAAAGAUAUCAUGUUCGUUAAAACAUACUGUGCGGGUUUCUCCAGUACUGCCAGCCUACAGCCGGGGAAAAGAAACUCUAGUGUCAGCACCAUAACUGAUGUGACGUUGUGCACUGUGGUCAACACUGUCUACAGGGAGGGCUCCAUUCAGCCAGGAAUUUAUGAUGGACGAACAGUGGCAGUAAAACUUAUACAGAAGAAACAUUUCACGCUUUCAAAAACAAUCAGAAAGGAGGUGAAAGAAGUAAGGACACUGGACCACCCUAACCUGUGCAAAUUUAUUGGUGGAUCUAUUGAAGUUCCUUACAUAAGCAUUAUUACAGAGUAUUGCCCAAAAGGAAGCUUAGCUGAUGUUCUUUUAAAUGACGAUAUACCGAUUAACUGGGGAUUUCGGCUGUCGUUUGCCAGUGAUUUAGCUCGUGGGAUGUCUUACCUCCACCAGCACAAGAUGUUUCAUGGACGGCUUCAUUCUCGGAAUUGCAUAAUUGAUGAUCGUUGGGUCUGUAAGAUUUCAGACUAUGGACUCGCAGCUUAUAGAAAAGCAGACGCUGAGGUAGUGAGUAAUAGUUACCGGUCUCGUAAUUUCUACCGUAUCUACUGUGCUCCAGAGGUCCUCCUUGGAACCUCUGGUUUUUUCACUGCAGCUGCUGACGUCUACAGUUACUCUAUUAUCUUGGUUGAGAUUGCUACUCGCUGUGACCUUAUUUCUUGUCAAAUGGAGGUUGUUAAGCUGGAUGUCGUGUGGCGUCCUCCUCUUCCUGAACUGAAGGCUGGGAAAUCAGACAAUGACUGUCCAAAUGAGGCAGAUUACUGUGAGCUGAUAAAGAAAUGCUGGUCCCAUAAUGCGACAAUGAGGCCAACAUUCGGGCAGGUGAAGAAGAUGUUGGAGAAGAUGAAUCCACACAAAGUCAGCCCAGUGGACAUGAUGAUGAACCUGAUGGAAAAAUACAGUAAACAUUUGGAAGCUGUUGUGGCAGAGAGAACCCAGGAUCUUCUUCAAGAGAAGCAGAAGACAGAUCGUUUGCUUUACAGUAUGCUACCAAAGCCAGUAGCUGAUGAUCUCCGCCAAGGCCGAACAGCAGAAGCUCAAAGCUACUGCAAUGCUACAGUGUAUUUCAGUGAUAUUGUAGGCUUUACCCAGCUCUCCGGAUCAAGUACACCUCACCAAGUGGUGGACUUCCUGAACAAGCUCUACACUAUCUUUGAUGAGAUCAUCGACAAUCACGAUGUGUACAAAGUAGAGACUAUAGGAGAUGCAUAUAUGGUUGUUUCAGGUGUUCCGAGUGAAAAUGGCAUCAAUCAUGCUGGGGAGAUUGCCAGCAUGGCUCUUGACCUGGUCAGUGUGUGCCAGACUUUUCAAAUACCUCACAAACCCACAACGCAGUUGAAGAUACGGGCUGGGAUCCACUCAGGACCUGUGGUUGCUGGUGUCGUGGGUACGAAGAUGCCGCGGUAUUGUCUGUUUGGCGAUACGGUGAAUACGGCCUCGCGAAUGGAAUCAACGAGUGAAGCUUUGAAGAUCCAGUGCAGUGGCAGCACUGCUGAUAUGCUCCACAGAUUGGGGGGGUUCAUUCUCACCUGCCGGGGCUCACUCAUUGUCAAGGGUAAAGGUGAAAUGAAAACUUGGUGGUUGGAAGCCAAGAAAGGACAGUCUCAUUUGAAGGAGAGUAACAAUCAGCCCUGUGAUAUGCCUGUACCCGUCAGCAAUUAGCCUCUGUGUUUAUGUGAUUUUUAUAGUACUUUAUGUUUAACCCUGACUGAUAGCAGAACCAAAGAACCCAUGUGUGUGUAUAUGUUAUUGAGUAGCCACUUUAUGUGGAAGAGUUUGUAAGUCCAAAUUCCUGCUCCAUGAAGAUGAGGUGUGCGCUGAAAGAAGCUGAUUUACUUGUUGUACACCACUGUUGCACCAAGAUGUAAUUUUGAAUUUCCUCGCCAUCCGUUUAAUCAGACUGGCUAUCCUACUCUGGUGUUUCAUGAACAGGGUGUUUUAGUCACAGAAUGGAUGUUUUUGUUCAUGAUAAAAUUCUCUGUGAACAACAGGCACUGCAUUAUGUGAAAAUACCAAGAAAGUGGCUGUUUCUGAGAAAGAUUCACCAAGUAUGACAAAAAAGAUCACAGCACUUUGAAAAUAGUGUGCAUCAAGUAUAUUAGCUGUUGUAAUGCUUAGUUGAACAAGAAGUGAACCUCUUGACUGAUUUUCCAUGCUGUAUGUAUUCUUUCUUUGUAGACUGUUUGUAUUAGCAAGCAAAUGUAUCAAACAACCUCCCCAUUGGUUUGUAUAUUAUGUGUGUAUAGUAUAUACAAUCACACAGACACAUAUAUGCAUUCAUCUGUUUAUUCAUAAAUUCAUUCUAUUGCC
This is a messenger RNA of Brienomyrus brachyistius, 5364 nucleotides long. Its product is annotated as atrial natriuretic peptide receptor 2-like. The record is from RefSeq and is a predicted model, not a curated record. The transcript is spliced from 23 exons. Gene Ontology annotation, molecular function: peptide receptor activity; ATP binding; protein kinase activity. Gene Ontology annotation, biological process: receptor guanylyl cyclase signaling pathway; cGMP biosynthetic process; protein phosphorylation. The coding region runs from base 2209 to 4716 and encodes 835 amino acids. Lineage: Eukaryota; Metazoa; Chordata; Actinopteri; Osteoglossiformes; Mormyridae.